GGUGGAAUGUUCUGUCAGAGAUAUCUCUGGUUCUGUUCAUGAUGUUAUGAGACGAGUUUCCUGUGUGCCGAGCUCUCAUUCAGUAGUGAUUCGAUUCUAUUCUACUUCCUCCAUAAAGUAGCUAGGACGGGCGUUUCACAGCUAGCACAAGUGUUUGCGCGAAAGAAAGAUGGCAGUGAACUUAAGUAAAAACGGAAUUUCCCUGACAAAUGCUUACAAAGAGGUUGUAGAUGAGAAAUCCAACACCAACUGGGCCUUGUUCACCUACGAGGGGAACACUAAUGAUAUACGAUUGGCAGAGAAGGGAGAUGGUGGACUGGAGGAACUYGUGGAGGAACUUAGCAGCGGUAAAAUAAUGUACGCUUUCUGCCGUGUCGAGGACCCAAACUCUGGCCUGUGCAAAUACGUCCUGAUCAACUGGACUGGAGAAGGUGUGAAAGACGCCAGGAAAGGACUAUGUGCCAAUCAUGUCAGCUCCAUAGCUAAUUUUCUCAAGGGAGCCCAUGUCACAAUAAACGCCCGUGCAGAGGAGGAUGUGGAACCUGAGGCUAUUAUGCAAAAGGUGGCCAAUGCAUCAGGGGCCAACUACAGCUUCCACAAAGAGUCCAACAAGUUCCGAGACGCUGGUCCCCAGGGACCUGUGGGCUCUGUGUAUCAGAAGACCAACGCCAUGUCUGAAAUCAAACGGACCAAUAAAGACAACUUCUGGGCGCAGGCAGAGAAAGAUGAGGAGAAGCGGCAGCGGGAGGAGCGCAGCAAGGCAGACGAAGAGCGCCAGAAGCUGGAGAAAGAUCGGAAGGAUCGAGAGGUCAAGGAGGCAACUCUCAGAGAGAAUAGAGACAAGGAGAGGGCCUCUAUGAUUGACCAGCAGAAGAAGUUCCAGCAGCAGCAGGAAGCUGAGAGCAGAGACAAUGAAAAACAACAAUGGGAGGAGCAGGAGAAGGACUUCCAGGCAGCUCAGAAGAAAGGGAUGAAGCGUGGUGAAUCUGUGGAGAAAGCCAAUGAGGCGGCCUCCCUGAUCUCCCAGCGCUCUAUGAACCCCAGAGAGAUGUUCAAGCAGAGAGAGAAGGGCAUGGCCCCCAGCGCUGCAGACACCGACACCCCUGCUGCUGCCCACACCCCUGCCAGCCCCCAGCCAGGGCGUUUGAACAGCCCUUUUCUCUCUAAGCAACCAUGCGAGCCUGAGCCGUCCCGCUUGCCCCUGCGCCAAGCCUCCCCUCUGCCAGCAGGCUCCGCCUCUCCUGUCCCUGCUGCAGAACCCAAUGUGGAUGAGCCCGUUGUGGAUGAAUCCACUCCCAGUGUGGGUGAGCCAUGCCAGUCUGAGUGCUUGGAUGAGCAGGAUGCAACCCCUGAGGAUCAGUGGCAAGAUGAAGUAAAGGCAACGGCAGCUCCCACUGAGCACAACCAUGCCACAGAGCCAGCCCAAAACAACCUCUAUGAGGAGCCCCCAGAGGUGGAAGAGAACACGAAUGAGGUGGCUGCAAAGAAGACCGACCGAGGCGUCUGUGCCAGAGCUCUAUACGACUACCAAGCUGCUGAUGAGACAGAGAUUUCCUUCGAUCCUGAUGACAUCCUCAAUGGCAUCGAGAUGAUUGACGAGGGCUGGUGGCGGGGCUAUGGCCCAGAUGGUCAUUUUGGAAUGUUCCCAGCCAAUUACGUGGAGCUGGUCUAAGUCCAUACCUUGCCCGCUCACUAGAUCAGCAUAUAGGAGGCAGAAGAGAACACCCCCCCCCCAGAAGAAUUUGGCAGUAGGAAAACUGCUAGCUCCAGAACACAGCAUGUCAGAAGUAACUCAACAGUGAACUUUUCAGAGUCAAUUGCUGAACUGUAUCCUUCACAUMAUGGACCAAUGUAUGAACAGUGACCAGGGGGUGCUCAAAUCUAUCCCUGUUGAAGAGAGAAAUUCCAUUAUUUCAUUUAUGUUGUGAGAACUUAGGUGGCAUUGUUUAGGUUUUGAUGAAAACCCAUAUACUGGCCAAUCCCAAACUGAAUCUCUUACCUUCUGUGAUGCAGUAAAUUGUCAGCCUUUUUUUAAUGUUUCAAUUCAAGAUUCCAUUGUGAACAUUAAUAGCACUUGUACAUCACUUAUCUUAAAGUGAAGCCAGUUUUGUUCCAGGUGUACUUUUUUUUUGUUAUUUGUAUCAUUCACUCAUGUCAUGUUCAGGAUAAUAACAUUUCAUAGCUCACAUAACGGUACCAAAUAUCAUUUUUUUGCCUUUUCCUUAGACUGACGUUUUAUGUGAGUUUGCUUAAAUAAUCCUGCMUGAAUUUCAAACCAUAGUUUGGUAUUGCAGUUGAAUAUUUGAAAACCAAAAUGUCCUAUAUUUGCUGUGCUCUCCUGUGUGGCUGAAUUCAAGAAAAGAUGGGGGUGAAAAUGACACAUUCAUCAUAUCCUUGUGCAAAAGUAUUAUUAUUUUUUAAAUAUGUAAUGAUUAUGCUACAGAGCUUGUCCACAUACCCUCCCUCCCUGCCCUCUUUAGUCCCUAGAGAAUUUUAAUGACUGACUGUUUCAGGGACCAGUUACACGAAACAAGGCAAGAGUAAUCUUUCCUCUCGUGUUGUUGAAUCGUCUUGUCAUUAUCUGUGUCUUGGGUACAAUUUGUCUCUGCUUAACCUGUCUUUCACAGUCCAGCUUCCAUCAAAAUGCAGGUCUGUGAAUGGCUUAAUUUAGCAGGCUUAAGAGAGCCAUGAUCAGAUGCUGUUAUCAUGUGAGACUGCCAAAUGAGGGUAAAGGAGUGGGGUGAUGAUGCUGUCCUCUGGAAAGUGCUUUCUCUAAUUCUAAUCUGUGUGGAAACUUCAUAACUGUUAUGCAACUUCCCUGCUUUUUAACUUAUAAUGAAAUCAUUGCAAUAAAAAGUUUGUGGGACAUUGUCACUUUAAAUAAAGAUUAAGAAAUUUAAAAAGGGUCACUGUAAUUUCAAGGUGCAUGAUGUAUCCGUUGGCCUUGUUUUUCAAGAGUAUAUUGUAAUGCAAAUACUUUCGUCAUAAUUAAAGAGUUCAAGUAAAAUGUG
Messenger RNA from Salvelinus sp. IW2-2015, 3011 nucleotides. RefSeq names its product drebrin-like protein B. Gene Ontology annotation, cellular component: lamellipodium; cortical actin cytoskeleton; postsynaptic membrane. Gene Ontology annotation, biological process: regulation of actin filament polymerization; positive regulation of dendritic spine morphogenesis; neuron projection morphogenesis. Gene Ontology annotation, molecular function: actin filament binding. NCBI's taxonomy places the organism in Eukaryota, Metazoa, Chordata, Actinopteri, Salmoniformes, Salmonidae. The record is from RefSeq and is a predicted model, not a curated record.